AGGGAAAAGGAAAGAAUUGGAAAAACUUUUUGUACCGGUAAACAGCCUGUCACUUAACCUUCAUCCCUGAGAGCCAACUUGUGGUUGUCAUGUGUGUGAGCGAGAUUUUCCACCUUUCUCCUAGGAUUUCGAUGUAAUAUCGACAUGUUUGUUUUAUUAAAACACGACUAAGUUCAUCAGGAGGACCUUAAAGGUUCCUCUUAAAGUUGGCUAACUUAUUUUAGCUGGUCCUUCAGCAAACAAGCCGAGACCUCCUGCUUUUUCCCCCUCAAACUCACACACACAAGAGAGAGAGAGAGAGAUGGCCGGUGUGACACUUCAGGCUGGCUGCUUGCGGAGUCUUCCUGAGGGCGACCUUCUUGACCCGGUGUUCCAACAGCAGCUUGAAGACGCCCGGUCCCUACUGAGGCAGGAGAUCCAGCGAGAACUGAAGAUCAAGGAGGCAGCGGAGCGGCUGCGGCGUGCUGUCACCAACAAGAAGAGUGCCGCUGAUGUGGAGGGUCAACUACGCGCCUCAACUCGCAAACUGGAGCAGCUUCACUGGGAGCUUCAGGAGCUGAAUGCACGUGCCAUGGCUACAGAGAGAGAGACCACCACAGAUACUGCCAUUUCUCCUGACCCAUGCCACUGGGAGGACUCCACGUCUCCUUUGGGCAGUCGCAUUCGCACCCUGAGGAAGCAGCUGAACAUGGAGCUGAAGGUGAAGCAAGGAGCUGAGAACAUUAUCCAGAUGUAUGCCAGCUGUUCAGUCAAGGACCGAAAGAUGCUGUCCACAGCCCAGCAGAUGCUGCAGGACAGUAGGACUAAAAUCGAGCUGCUGCGCAUGCAGAUUGUUAAAGUGACUCAGGCCAGAGAGGGUGAGCGUGAGGCCUCCGAGACAGAAGCCCGUGCGCUCUCAGGUCGUCCUUCGGAGACCAUCAGCCCCCUGGAGCUGAGAAUGGAGGAGCUUCGGCACCACCUGAGGAUCGAGGCUGCAGUAGCUGAAGGGGCCAAGAACGUGGUGAGGCAGCUCGGAGGUCGCAGAGUUCAAGACCGACGCGCCUUGGCCGAGGCUCAAGCUCGCCUGCAAGAGUCCUCUCAGAAGCUGGAUCUUCUGCGUUUGUCUUUGGAGCGGAGGCUGAUGGAGCUUCCUCCAGACCACCCCAAACUGGCUGACAUUAAAGCGGAGCUGACCAUGGGGACCUCACCUAUCCUGGGGCUGCAGAGGGACCGUCAGCGCUCUUCACCAUCUGCCUCCUCAUCUUCGUUCUUCAAACCUGCAAGUCUUACAGGUCGGCUGGAAGUCAGAUUAAUGGGCUGUCAGGAUCUGUUGGAAUCUGUGCCAGGCCGCUCUCGCGUGGCCUGUGCUUCCUCCUCCCCCAGCAGCCCCUCUGAAGCCAAGUCCCUGAGAAUGAGGACUGGCCUUUCCACACGUAGCACCAAUGGCAAGAUGGCCAAAAGCGAUGAAAUGUCCACGGAAAUCAGCGCAGUGUUGAAGGUGGAUAACCGGAUGGUUGGUCGAACUAACUGGCGGCCUGUGGGCAAAGAAGCCUGGGACCAAAGCUUCACCAUUGAACUGGAGAGGUCCCGGGAGCUGGAGAUUGGUGUGUAUUGGCGGGAUUGGAGAGCUUUGUGUGCUGUGAAGUUCCUGCGCCUGGAAGAUUUUCUGGAUAACCAGCGGCAUGGCAUGUGCCUUUAUUUGGAACCACAAGGCACACUGUUCACCGAGGUGAGAUUCACCAACCCUGUUAUUGAGCGGCACCCGAAGCUACAGCGGCAGAAGCGUAUAUUCCCCAAAGAGAAAGGUAAAAACUUCUUAAGGGCUGCGCAGAUGAACAUGAACUUUGCCACGUGGGGCCGCCUGAUGAUGAGUGUGUUACCACCGUGCAGCAGCACCAUUACUGCUAUGAGCCCCCCGCUGGCCGCCACUGACCUGCCCUCUCCACCACCACCCCAACAACCUGAUCUUACUUCCCCUCCAUCUGCAGAAAAAAACUCCACUUCCACCCCUCCUCCAACAGAAGACUCUGCAGUUGUCAAACUGAACUUCAGCGAGGAGCGACCUCCCAAACCCCCUCGUCUCUAUCUGACAAAGGCAGAGAGCCCCGUGUCCGUGAACUUUAAGGGCAACCAAGCUGAAUGCAGAGGGAGAGCUGUGCUGCAACCCAUUCCUAAGCAAACACAUGAACUGCAGAUGGAUGAUUUCGUCUGUAUCUCUGUCCUUGGCAGAGGCCACUUUGGAAAGGUGCUGCUAGCCGAGUAUAAGAGCACAGGGAAGUUGUACGCCAUAAAAGCCUUGAAGAAAGGCGAUGUGGUGACACGUGAUGAAGUUGACAGUCUAAUGUGUGAGAAGAGGAUUUUUGAGACCAUCAAUGCAUCCAGGCACCCAUUUCUUGUCAACCUUCACGGCUGCUUCCAGACAUCUGACCACGUGUGCUUUGUUAUGGAAUACUCACCUGGAGGUGACCUGAUGACACACAUACACUCCAGCAUCUUCACUGAACGCCAGGCCCGAUUUUAUGCUGCCUGUGUACUCCUGGGUCUCGAGUUUCUGCACCAGAACAAAAUUGUUUAUCGGGACCUGAAACUUGACAAUCUGUUGAUGGACGCUGACGGCUUUGUGAGAAUAGCAGAUUUUGGACUUUGCAAAGAAGGUAUGGGACACGGUGACCGGACAUCCACAUUUUGUGGAACUCCAGAGUUCUUGGCCCCUGAGGUUUUAACAGACAGCACAUAUACCCGCGCUGUGGACUGGUGGGGUCUCGGUGUACUCAUCUACGAGAUGCUAGUGGGAGAGUCUCCCUUCCCAGGUGAUGAUGAGGAGGAAGUGUUUGACAGCAUAGUGAAUGAUGAAGUGCGUUACCCCAGGUUUCUCUCCCCCGAGUCGGUCUCUAUCGUUCAGAAGCUGCUGCAGAAAAACCCAGAAAAACGUCUCGGUGCUGGAGAGCAGGACGCUAACGAGGUGAAAAGGCACAGGUUCUUUCAGGGAGUGGACUGGGAAACCUUACUUACCAAGCGAGUGAAGCCUCCGUUCCUGCCGAGCAUCAAAGCUCCGAGUGACGUGAGCAACUUUGACGAGGAGUUCACGCGCCUAAAGCCCGUGCUUACCCCUCCACACACGCCCUUCUUCCUCACAGCCGAGCAGCAGGAGAUAUUUGCAGAUUUCGACUUCUCUUCGCUUCACUGACUGCCUGAGUCUUGAUGGACAAUCGGAACGUGACACAUCGAGGCUCUGUCCUAAUCCUGCCUGAGCUCUUUCUUUUCAUUCUUUUUCUCUACCUAUGCAGUUGCACCAAGUGAAGCUGAUUCACUGUCACAAGUCUGUGUGCUUUUUCUGCUGUUGGCUGCACUCGUGUGCUUGAGCUACAUCUGAGUUUCUACUGAUGAAUGACAGAAGCACUUGCAGUGUAGCUAUAACUCAAUGCUGUCCUGCCACCAAAAUGAAAGAGAACCUGCUAUCACUGUGAGCUACAUGCUUUCCUGUCCUGCAAUGCAUUGUGUGUGUGUGCGCUUGUGUGCCUGUUAUUAUUGUAGAAGAUCCAUGCUGAAUGGAAUUUUCACUUUUUUUUUUUUUGUUUUUUUUUUUUACUUUCAGCCUCCACAAAGCACUGGUGUGUCUGAGGUAUUUAUCCAGCCAGGUUGGAGCCUCAGUUAAUCCUGAUCAUGAGUGAACUAGUACUACUGGAUCAUUCUUAGUUGGUAUAAAAACCUGAUCUCUAGAGCUCGGGGUCUUGUACCGUCUGCACACAUGAUCGCAGUUUAUUCAAACGAAGACACGUCGAUGCUUAGUUACAUUUUUCCUUUUUCAAUCUCAUUAUAGAUUCUGAGGUCAGACGUCUUCCAGCUUAGAGCUGUAGAGCUUUGAUGUACUCUUACAUUAAAGCCGAGUAGAAACUGAGAUGUUGGUCAGGUUUGUAUGUAUCUAUUAUUUUUUUUAUUCGAAUGAUUUCCACCUGAAUGAAGCUUUGUAAGUAUAACUACCAGAUGUAAAUGGUUACGAUGACCAAAUGCUUCAAUGCAGUCUGACCUCAUCUCUAUAUGAGAGAUUUCCCAUAGAUGACACAUACUCAUAAAUUUAAUUACUGGUAUAGUGACCUAGCUGGUAGCUUUGGAGGUAUGCAGGCGUAUUGACUAUUGACACUAACUUACGCCUUGGUGUUUCUGGGCUUAGCUCCAGAUCCACAGCAGCCCUGACCAGAAUCAAGCAGUUAAUGAUAAUGAAUACAAAAUACCUGAUAAUGGAAGUCUAAGGACAGCUGUCGAAUCUUGUAUCAUUUAAAUCUAAGCGACUUAGAACGUCAUUUCCUGGGCCGAAGGUCGCAUGAAAAAGAGUUCUAUAUUUUGCAUAAAUAUAUGUUGACGGGAUUCAGCAACUGCUCUGAUACUCUGAUUAAAGGGAUUUUUUUUUUAAAGCACAGGAUACCAUCAGAAAUCUUGUCUAUACUAAUGUUACACAUCCAGACGGUGGGUGAAGAAGCCUGUCAGGUAUCCAGGAAAUGCACGGCAACGUUAUCGAAUUCAAAUGUAUGUAUUUGCACAUCCUGAUGAACGUUAAAGGUACAAUAAGUUGUUUGGUUAACCGGCAUUACCUGCUCUCCGGAAUCUAAAGUAAUCUACAUACUGUUCAAACCCAAAGAGUUUAAAGUUUAAAUGAUCACACGACUCUUGUUACACAGAAUAUUUAUAGUACUUAAUAGGUCAUUAAGCAACUUUUAUAUAUUGUACCUUUUGGCCAGUUGAAUCUUCUGUUCAGUUCAUUGUCUCCGCAUGGUGUGUGUGUGUGUGUGUGUGUGGGACAUUUACAAUCUAGCUACAUUUGUUUUAAGCAUCUAACGUGUUUGCAGCCUCUCGGCUCUGAAACAAGCCUCGUAUCAUGUUGUACUCAAACUGUAAACAUCCUGUAAUGUAUUUGUCUAUUUGCGUUACUUGUGUUUUAGAUGCCGUGUUGCUGAAUUCUGAAGUAACGGUUUACUACUGAACAGUGAUUACUGUGAGCAGAAACACUAAAGUAUUUAAAUGGGACUUUCCCUUUAUACAUGCCAAAUGAAGGAAAAAAAAUACAAACAUAAUGGAAGGGGAUGAAUGUAUUUUCACAAAUAAAAUACAAACGUGUCUA
This is a messenger RNA of Tachysurus vachellii, 5095 nucleotides long. It is a transcript of the gene pkn3, whose product is annotated as protein kinase N3. Gene Ontology annotation, biological process: signal transduction; protein phosphorylation. The record is from RefSeq and is a predicted model, not a curated record. Bases 302 to 3166 code for a protein of 954 amino acids. The transcript is spliced from 22 exons. NCBI's taxonomy places the organism in Eukaryota, Metazoa, Chordata, Actinopteri, Siluriformes, Bagridae. Gene Ontology annotation, molecular function: small GTPase binding; ATP binding; protein serine/threonine kinase activity.